AUGAGCGAUCUUACCUUCACUACGGAACAUGCGCUUUGUUCGCCAUCAACGUUUAGUCCUCCACCAGUUUUCGGUGCUGAGAUUACCUCCAUCAAAACACAUUUGGUUUCCAAUUUCACGGCAAUUGUACCGGCUGAACUGCUCGUCAACACGCCUACUGCGAAUGCAACCGACGUGAACUUUUGCAAUGUUACAGUUUCCUACACCCACCCGGGUCAAGGGGACAACAUCAGCGUUACGGCUUGGUUGCCGAUUGACUCGUGGAACGAGCGGAUGGAAGGAGUUGGCGGCGGAGGAUGGGUUGCUGGUGGGCCUAUCAGCCAACUGGCCUACCCAGAACUCAUCAGUGCUAUCAGUUCUGGCUACGCCGGCGUUACAACUGAUGCGGGCUUGAAUGUCGGGGUGGAUGUAUCUGCCAGCGCAUGGGCGCUUCUCGGUCCCGGCAACGUAAAUCUUUAUAAUCUGCAGAAUCUAGCUUCUCGCUCGCUACACGACCAAGCAGUCAUUGGGAAAAGCCUCAUUAAGGACUUUUACGGCAGACCGCCAAAGAAGUCGUACUGGAACGGUUGCUCCCAGGGCGGCCGUCAAGGCUUGAUGCUCGCACAACGAUAUCCUGACUUGUAUGACGGCAUUGCUGCUGCUGCUCCAGCCAUUAACUGGAAUGCCUUUUUCACCGCCAUGUAUUGGCCUCAACUCAUUAUGAACUUGGCUGGGAAAUAUCCUCACGGAUGCGAGCUGGAUGCAAUCACUGCGGCAGCAGUAUCCGCGUGCGAUGCUUUGGAUGGCGUUCUAGAUGGUGUAAUCUCGAAUACAGAUGCAUGCAUUUUUGACCCCUUCACAGCUGUCGGCACCGUCUUUGACUGCUCCUCUACAAAUACGACAAUGCAGAUCAGUCACAUGGCAGCAGUAGUAGCCAAUGCUACGUGGUCAGGCCCACAAACUGCCAAAGGAAACUUCCUCUGGUAUGGGCCUUACCGAGGGUCAGAUCUUUCAGGCAGUUCUACCGAUUUGGGCCUUGCUGGGACACAAUGCACUGGCGAAGUUUGCGUUGGGGCUCCACUCUAUCUUGGCACAGAGUGGAUGACACUAUUCAUUGAAAAGAACCCAGAUUUCAAUCUCACCAGCAUCUCCCGUGAACAGUACGACGAAAUUUUUCACGCUGGAAGGCAAGAGUUUGCUAGCAUCAUCGAGACAGCCGAACCAGAUCUUUCGCAAUUCAAGUCUCACGGGGGUAAGAUCCUAACCUUCCAUGGCCUAGCUGAUCCCGUCAUCCCUCCCAGAGGCACGGAGCGUUACUAUAAUGCUGUCAGGGCAUUAGACUCUGAUAUCCAUGAUUUCUAUCGAUUGUUCCUUGCCCCCGGAGUAGCGCACUGUAUUGGGGGGGUUGGUGGUCAACCUCAUACAGUCCUAGAGGCCUUAGUGGAAUGGGUUGAAAAUGGCACUGCUCCUGAAACGCUACCCGUUAGCUUCACUAGCGCCAAAGGUCUCACCUACAACCAAAUCCUCUGCCCAUAUCCACAGAAGUCAGUCCACAUCCGAGGCAGUGACCCGACUUUGGCAAAGAGUUACCUCUGUAUCUAA
Penicillium cosmopolitanum is the source of this 1581-nucleotide messenger RNA. RefSeq lists its product as uncharacterized. NCBI's taxonomy places the organism in Eukaryota, Fungi, Ascomycota, Eurotiomycetes, Eurotiales, Aspergillaceae. Bases 1 to 1581 code for a protein of 526 amino acids. The transcript has 2 exons. The record is from RefSeq and is a predicted model, not a curated record.